Messenger RNA from Vanrija pseudolonga, 3959 nucleotides. RefSeq lists its product as uncharacterized. The transcript has 4 exons. The record is from RefSeq and is a predicted model, not a curated record. Lineage: Eukaryota; Fungi; Basidiomycota; Tremellomycetes; Trichosporonales; Trichosporonaceae. The coding region runs from base 78 to 3959 and encodes 1293 amino acids. Gene Ontology annotation, molecular function: protein binding.
CCACUCUAUCCAAGCAACAUUGACAGUCCUGUCCCGUGUCCAGCAAGUUUCCUACGACACCAGAGCAGGCAGCCACCAUGUCUACCGACACGACGCGCGAGGCAUCGCCCGAGGUCGAGACGCGGCAGGUACUCGGCACGCUCGAGCUCGUCGCACGCAAGAGCGGCAAGGUGGUCUCUGCGUUCCCUGUUGACGCUGAGCGCGUCACCAUCGGGCGCGACUAUGACUGUGAUGUCCGCCUCUACCUCCCUGACGUGUCCAAGCUGCAUGCCGAGCUGCAGUUCGACGUCGACUCUGGAUCUGCGUGCCUCAUCGUGCACGGCUCCAACGGCGUCGUCCACACCCCUGCUGGUGGCCAGCAGACAAACUACAUCCCACCAAACAUUAUCGUGCUCGCCGACGGAGAUACCUUCGCCAUCAGGAAGAAGCUGUUUAGGUUUACCUACGGCGAUGGCGGCACUCAACUCGGUUACUCGUCGCCUGUUGCGGUGCGGGUAAUGCCAGCAUCGCCUGCCAAGGCCUCGCUCGGGGCCGACUCUUCAUCCACGCCUCUGAGGCGGCGGGCGUCGCACCGAUUGUCGAUUGUGCCCGAGGGACGCCGGUUCAAGCCCUCGCCGAUGAAGCGGAGGCCGAGCACGCUUGGAUUACUGGGAGCGACACCUGUGCCAUCGGCACUAUCCACCGAAGUGGAAGCCGACGAGCUCGAGUUUGAGGAGCUCGUCGACGUGGCCGAGGGCGACGAGGGCGACAAGCUCUACCUGGAGCGAAAGGACGAGGAGCCCGAGGAGCCCAAGGCGGCGUCCAACCCCAACCCAUUCCUCACUCCGCAGCCUAAGCGGAGGGCGGACCCACGAAACACGUCAGUGGCGCCGCGGACAAGAAAACCAGUGCCGCCCCCGCCAGCACCCGGGGCGUUCGAGGAUGCCGAGGAGGAGCCUGCACCGCUGCUCAUGCCCAAGACGCCAAAGUCGAUCCCUCUCCCACUGGGCGGCGAGACGCCGUACGCGUCCCCUGCAAAGGCGCCGUCGUCGCCCACGCCUCCCGUCUCCGCCCACCUGGCCUAUUCGACCCCUCGCGGCUCCGACUCCCUCCGCAAGGCAUUACUGCUGCGAUCUGCCCGCAAGGUGUUCGAGACGACGAGGCAGUUUACAGUCGAGACCGAGCUUGGCUCUUCAAAGAUCGAGACGCGCCGCCGCAAGUCGUCGAGCCCUGGCUCCAUCUCGUCGCGCCGCAAGAGCUCGCCGGCGCCAGUGGCGCCCGUGGAAGCCGAGUCCGAGUCUUCGUCAGAAGAGGACAGCUUCGAGGACGCCGACGACAAGGAGAAUCACCCACUGCAGUGGGUCUACGAGGACGGCCAGGUCGACGUCAGCUUUGACGACUCGGACUCGGACAGAGAUUCCGUCGAGGCCGAUGUCUCGCUGCCCGGCCAGUUUGUGUUCAACGCCCACCCCGAUCACGUCAGUGACAGCGAGGAGGAUGAUGGCGAUGACGAGGGCGAAUACGACGAGAGCGAGGAGGACGAGUCCGAUCGCGAGGAUGGCUCUGCGCCUCCAAUCGCUUUCAUCAGUCCUGUCGUUAUUGCAAACGCCCAGGACGUCGAGGAGAACUCUGACGAGGAGUUGGAAGAGUCGGCCGAGUACUCGAUUGACGACCUGGGCCGACCCGUACCCGUCACCCACUUUGUGCACGAAGUGUUUGAGGUUAACGAUGGCGAGGAGGAAGAGGAAAGCGAGGAGGAACUCGAAGAACACGACGAGGACGAAAGCGAGGAGCUCGAAGAGCGCGACGAACACCCUCAAGUCGAAGCCGGCGAUAGCGAAGACGACGAGGCGGACAUCUCGGCCGACGUCGAUGUCGAGGUUGACCGCGACGAGCUCGUCACGGAAGCUACACCCCCUAGGCAGCUGCCCUCUCGCUUCUACACACCUCAGGUUCAGCGCCAGCAGGCUGCCGGACCCCGCAUGUCGUUAGCUGGCAUUGGUGGGCCUCCCGUGCGCUUUGUGCCCAUCGGAACUCCUCAGCAGCCUCAUCCCGACCGAUUCGUCCCCACCCCCGGCAACAUGGGCAAGCCGAGCCGCCCGCCUAGGACGCCUGCACGGGAAGUCGAGGAAGUUGAGCCCGAGGUGGUGGUUCCGCCGCGCACGCCGAGGGUCGCUGCGACCCCGAGCCGACGCCCGGCAUCAGUCGAUGUCAAGAAGCAGCGCGAGCUGCUCGCGACCCCGCGAGCUCUCCCCGCGCCGCCCGAGUCUGGCUUCCGCUCGCCAGUGCAAGACGAUCGCAAGGACCCGCACCCUCUGACCAACUUAUUCUCGACGCCUUCGCAUCGCGCUUUGGCUGCCAGCCCCGAUCCUGGACCGGUCGUGCCCCGCACACCAAUGGACGAUAUCAAGCGACGCCUCGGUGCCCUGCGCCUGCAGACUGCCAGCGGCAAGAAGACUGCCAUCGCGCCUUCGUCUGUCGGCGCACACCCCGCUCCUCGUCGCGCCACGGUCGGGUUUGUGCUCCCCGACACUCCGUCGCGUACCCCCGUCCCUUCGCCUUCCGUCUCUAUGUCGGCGAGCGCCGGCGAUCGUACCUACCGCACGCGUGGCGUUGCCCCGGUCACCCCUCGUGUUGCAGUCAUCGAGGAGGGCGAGUCAGAGUCCCUGCCACCAACGCCCACGACGGGCGCGGAGGUUGUGCUCGAGAGUGCCAUGUUAGCCCCGGCCACCGAGGAGGAGGAGGAGGAGGAGGUCGAGGAUGAACAGGUUGCCGGUCCCUCAACGCCCUCGUACGUCGGGCUCCGCGACAUGCUCAAGCAGCCUGCGGCACCCAAGACGCCCGCCUUUGACGGACUGCGCCAGCUGCUCAAGACCCCGAAGGUCGACGCAACGCCGUCCUUUGCCGGCGUGCGGGAGAUGCUGCGGCAGCCCAAGCCCCUCAAGACCCCAGCUGCCCUCAACAGCCUUCGUCACAUGCUGAACAAGAGCGAGACGGUGGAGUCGCCUGACCUCACUGGUGUUCGGGAAGUGUUCCGGCCCGCAGCGCCUGCACCACCCACACCGUCCUUCAAGGGCGUACGCGAGAUGUACGCCGAGCGUCAUGCGCCGCCGACCCCUGCGCUCGACGGCAUCGCCGACAUGUACGCCGAUGCCGAGGAGGACGACGCCGAGGAAGGCGAGGAGGAGGAGCACGAGCCUGAACCCGAGGAGGUGCCAGAGCCGGUGAAGGAGAUGCCGGUGAAGGAGAUGGCUCCUGUCAAGGCCGCGCCCCCCGCCCGAUCCAGACUGCCCACGCGGUCGGCCCGUGGAGCCAAGGCCGCCGACAAGCUUGCGACCACCGACAAGCCUGCGGCCUCCAGAGCCGAGCCAAUUGCUGCCCCUGAGCCCAAGGCGCGCAGUACGCGUACUCGCACCGCUGUUCGCAAGGAGCCGGAGCCAGUAUCAGCCCCAGCCCGCUCUUCCCGCACGACACGAGCCAAGUCUGCUGCCGUCUCUGAGGCGGGCGACGAUGCCACCGCCGCCACGGAAGAACGAGCUGCCACCGUGCCUGUUGCCGCCCCCGCCCCGAAGGCCCCGACGCGCCGCACCGUUUCGGCUCGCUCGACCCGAGCCACCGCGAGCCCCGAGGUCGAAGCCGAACCACCCAAGGCCGAGGCACCCAAGCCGGCUGCGACCAAGACUCGCACCCGCAAGGUGUUAGGCGACGCCGAGCAGCCUCAGUCCAAGAUCCCACCUCCCGCUGUGCGCUCUCGUAGCAAGGCGGCGGGCAAGGCGGCGAAAGACGAAACCACUGCCAGCGCUCCUACACGCAAGAGCGCCGCCACCGCGCCAGCAGUUGCCGACAAGGAGAACUCUGCCGACGAUGCCGAGCCGGCAUCAGCUCCUACUCGACGCCGCGCCGCUGCUGUCAAGGCCGAUGCCAAGUUAGCUGCAGUGUCUGCUCCUGCGCGUGCUACUCGAAGCCGACGCAAUUUAUAG